AUGGAUGCGCAAAGCUUAUCGAGAAUACGCCAUAAGUUUCAAGCUAUGAUGAGCCAGUCAAGCUCUCUGGACAGUCGCCGAAAGUCGACUCCUGAAGGCGACCCAGUAAGUGGCGGACGGGCUCAAUGUGGUGAUCCCUUUAAUCCCCCAUCUUCAAAACCAGAGCAGCAAUCUUCUGCGGCCACAGCUCCUCAUCUCGGGGAGAUAGGACGGACCGGCGCUGAGGUGGUGAAUAAUACGACGGUAACGAAGACCCUGACAGCGACCAGCCUCACGAAAAUUGUGCCGACACUUACUGCGAUGCCCCAGGAGACACUCAUCAACAUCUUCGAGCACAUUGAUCCAGCUGAUUAUUACAAUGUCCAGUGCUGUUGCAGAGCAUUACGCCACGCUGCGAUGGAUCCACUCACUUACCACAGUGUGCGCAAGCAGGCGUUUGAGUUCAUCAGAAUGCAAGUCUUCGGAAAUGAUGACAGCGCAUGGAGUCCUUUGGUAUUUCUCCGCUUGCUUUCAAAGGAUAUUGGCCUUGCGGACUACACGCGUCACGUCAUUAUAACGGACUACGACUGGAAGGCCCUCAACCCAGGUCGACGUAGAGACCUUCCGCCGCCCAAUUCACAGCAAAGCUUGAUUCAGCAACUUGUCGAGAAAGCCAAGACAUUCAACCCAAAAGACAAGGAAGACCUCACUGAUCUCUUCUAUUUCAAGGUACCUGGCUCCAGCCUCGAUGAAGCUCGUACAAAUGUUUGCACCUUUGGGGAAGUCUUGAGAGCUUGGGUUGAAAGAACAAAUGCACUGCAUUUCUACAGUUUACUUGAUGAUGAGUGGAAUCCCGCCCGAAUCCAGUGGACGACGUUGUGCCUAUUUCGUGGACUACUCACAAUUGCAAUGCCUAACAAAGAGUUUGCUUCAUUCUCUGGUUUCGUUCAGUGUCAUGUCAUCCCAUCGAAUGAGAAAGUAUGGAAGUCUAGACCUUCGAAACGCACCACCUACAAGCACAUCACCCGUCCGGCAUCAGCACGAGAUCAAUAUCCUACUGGGACCUUAUCAUUAAGGAUGGAGAACUUGACAAGGAUUGAGAUGCAAGCGACCACAAACGACGAAAAUUUGGAAGAGAGCCUUGCAACAUUCAUAACAUUCGCUGAAUUACCACGGCUCACCAAGAUCAUCGUGCACAGCACUUGUCAACCUAAAUCCGUGUCAAAAGUUUCCCAGUGGCGACUUGACGAGGUCUUUCUGAAGCAGUAUGCUGUAUUAAUUCCUCCUUGCGAAGGCUCCAUUGGUACGGUCGUCAUUGAACCGUUGAGUAAUGGGUUUCGCCAAAUCGACUUUCGUCCUACGCCGGAUGCAUACAGCAAAGCAGUGCACCAGCGAAUGGUCCAACAGAUGACGACCUACGAUACAGUAAAGCACACAGUACUGUCGAGGGACACCUCUGACGAGCCGUGCAUCCCAUCUCUACACCCUUAUGCGCACCAUUUCAAGACAAAAACAGGGACAGCGCAUCAUCUUUGUGUCACUGGCAGCUUCUCGAAGAUUUGCCUCACUCUACUUUUCGACCCGCGGGUCAAGCGCUCCGGAAAAGUCAGCGGAAAACAUGCCACGGCAUUCGUAGGCUACGAUCUACGAGAUGGGGAUGAGCAGAAUACAGUUGUUGAUGUCACCCUCAAGCUGUUCCGCGAGAAAAUGCUAGCAUUCAAGGAGGUGAAUCACAGAGGGAGACGAUAUUAA
This is a messenger RNA of Bacidia gigantensis, 1731 nucleotides long. RefSeq lists its product as uncharacterized. NCBI's taxonomy places the organism in Eukaryota, Fungi, Ascomycota, Lecanoromycetes, Lecanorales, Ramalinaceae. The record is from RefSeq and is a predicted model, not a curated record. The transcript has 2 exons. Bases 1 to 1731 code for a protein of 576 amino acids. Gene Ontology annotation, molecular function: protein binding.